Molecule: messenger RNA, 2445 nt
Organism: Corythoichthys intestinalis (scribbled pipefish)
Lineage: Eukaryota; Metazoa; Chordata; Actinopteri; Syngnathiformes; Syngnathidae
Product: LHFPL tetraspan subfamily member 4 protein-like
Exons: 4
Coding region: 749-1597 (282 amino acids)
Biological process (GO): sensory perception of sound; gamma-aminobutyric acid receptor clustering
Cellular component (GO): postsynaptic membrane; plasma membrane; inhibitory synapse
Molecular function (GO): GABA receptor binding
Source: RefSeq, a predicted model, not a curated record
GUCAUCAGUACAAACAUCAGCGUCUUCCCGGGUGCGCGCGAGGAGCGCGAGGAGGAAGACGUACGAGAGAGAGGGAAAUAUAGAGAAAAGAGAGAGGGGCUUCUGGUGCUGCCACCGCUGCCGCUACCACUGCUGGCCGUUGUGGGAAAAAGGCUGUGCGACGAGGAGCAUGAUGAUGAUGGAGUCGAGGCGGUGGAGAAUUGUGGAUUUACAAGAAAGGACUGCUCAAAUUUGACAGAGGGGGCUUUUUUUUUUUGUAUCCGCCUCUUCUCGGUCUCCUACAUCCUUUCUCCUUCUCUUCCUUUUAUUUUGUUCUUCAUUUGGACAUCGUACGUGGCCAUCUAAGCGAGACAGAGAGGGGGAGUACCUCACGGACGCAUGGGAAGGUAAAAAAAAAAAAAAAAAAGCGGACGCAACAAGACCUGCCAUCCAACCAUACAUCCAUCCACCCCUUUUUGGACGCUCGUAAUGGACAUCGAGAAAACACCUAUUGACUGAUGAAUCACAAAAAUCAGUUGUAAACUAAAACAACGAGCCGGAGACUGUAAAAUAAAGAAAAUCCCUCUUGUUUUUAUUGAUUAUUUUUUUUAAACAUUCAUCGUGUAGCCCCAAGGAAAACGAGCAAUGUUGAAUCACUUGUCGUGCUGAAUUAUUUAUUAGUACUAUAUGAUUUUAGUAUUUUUUCCACGUAUCAUUUUUCCCUCAUACAAGGUUCGUUAGAUAUACACCCAGUCUUGCAAUUAAGUGGAUGCUGAAGAGUGUCUUUUGGAGAUUUUAUUUGCUUUUUGGAAGGGUGCACGGAAGGAGCAGGCGGAGGUGUAGAGAAGGAAAAAGCUUUUUUUUCUUUCCAUUUUUGGAAAGAAAGGGAAGAAACAUGUUGCCUUCCCAAGAAGCCUCCAAGAUCUACCACGGCAAUUACAACUACAACUACAACCCGCGGGCCGUCGGAGUGCUGUGGGCCAUCUUCACCAUUUGUUUCGCCAUCGUCAACGUGGUGGUCUUCAUCCAGCCCUACUGGAUCGGCGACAGCGUCAACACGCAGCAGGCCGGUUACUUCGGCCUCUUUCACUACUGCGUGGGCACCGGGCCGUCGCCCAGCCGGGAGCUCACCUGCGUGGGCAGCUUCUCCGAUUUCAGCUCCAUCCCGUCCGGAGCCUUCAAGGCGGCAUCGGUGUUCGUGCUGCUCUCCAUGGUGCUCAUCAUCGGCUGCAUCGCAUGCAUGGCGCUCUUCUUCUUCUGCAACACCUCCACCGUGUACAAGACCUGCGCCUGGAUGCAGCUGCUGUGCGGAGUUUGCUUGGUGCUGGGCUGCAUGAUCUUCCCCGAUGGAUGGGAUGCUGAGGUCAUCCGGGACAUGUGCGGGGAACAUACAGGAAAGUACUCCCUGGGCGACUGCUCUGUACGCUGGGCCUACAUGUUGGCCAUCAUGGGCAUCCUUAAUGCCCUGGUCCUGUCUUUAAUGGCCUUCGUCCUGGGCAACCGGCAGAAUGAUUUCUACCUGGAUGACCUGCAGACUGACAACAAAGAUUUUGCUGUGUCCAGGAUUGAGGUUCGGGAUAGAAGAGAGCCAAGGUAUGGAGUACAACGUCUUCACUGAGGACGACUAUAGCACUGGACAUCUUCUCAUCUUCUUCUAUGAUUCCUCUCUAUUCUUCCUCUUCUCUAUUUCUCUUCUUUCUGAUGAUCAGGAUUUCACCCAAUGUCAAUACAGACACAAAGUGUACAGGAUUAUGUAAAAUAAAGCAAAAAAAAACAACAACAACAAAUUAAUUGGGAAAAACUAUAUUUUGGAAAAUGAAAAAAAAAACACAUCUGUACAGUGGAUUGAACACUUGUCUUUCACAACAAAUACAUCUAUGAUGUGGGAAAAAUAUAUUUACCUUGAUUUAUGUGACAAACUUAUGAUAAAAAAAAAAAAAAACAUCUUGUCUGUCAAUAAUUUGUUUGGACCUUAAUUUUGCAACUUUAUCACUGUGUGUUUUUGUAUUUUCAUAUUCAUAAGUGACGAAUGAGAGUCCUUAUACAGUACAGCAGUUGAGUUCAAAAUAUCAAUACAGCCGCAUAUGAUCAAACAUAAAUUGCAGGUGACUUCUCAAUGAUAUUUCCAGGAUUACCCCAUAACAGCUUUACAUUACACCUCUGGGAGAGUCUGUGCUAAACAUACCAUCCAGAACUAUGUAAAUAUCUGAGUUGCUUAUAUAUGUAUGAGUAGGGUGGGACUUCCACUGGUUAAUUAUGAUGAAUUAAUUACAAGGGGUUUAAUGAGUUAAAUAAAUUACCACAUUUUAAUCGCAGUUUACAUUCCAAACACGGAGCCUUUGUCAGUGCACAAUUUUCUGGUACACCGACUAAAUUGACACCACUUACAGCUAAUGAAAUAGAAAAAUCUGAUAUCAAUUCGUUUCAUCAAAAAAAAAAAAUAUAUAUAUAUAUAUAUAUAUACAG